AUUUAAGGCUUUCCUUAGUUGAGAAUAACUUUUUUUUUAAUGGUGUGCAGGUGCAUCUUUGGUGUGGACAGUCAAGAGGGGGAGGCUAACCACAUUUUUUGCUAGCAUCUUCCCCAUCUGCCAGUGCUGUUCUUUUAAAGAAUGUUUCAGCAAACAGACGCAAUGACUUCACCAACAGAGAAAAUCGUGCUGAAAAGCACCUCAACAGUUUCCCUCAACGAUCGGAGUCUGCUGAUGGGAGGACGGCUCAUAACAAUGACUGGAACGGAGCGAAUGGCAUCAAAUGCCUUGAAACCAGGUGUUUGCUGUAUUUAGUAACAUUUCACUAAUGUCACUCCAGUCAUUACCAUAAGCCCGCUCUCCCCAAUUACACCGCCACCAGCCUCCUGUGGUUCUUAAACCCUCCCAUCUCCUAUCCUAUAUCACCAUAUUCAACUGAGGGCCAAGUGUCUGCAGGUUCACUCCCAUGUACUUGAUCAAGUAAAGUCACUGAUCAUUUAGAAACUCUCCUCACCUGGUUGUCUAGGUCUUAAUUGGACAUAUUCCAAAGGUAAGGUACAAACCAGCUGACACUCGGCCCUCCAUGGAAUGAGUUUGACACCCCUGCCCCAUUCUGUCCUCCUUUAUCCCUCAACCCCUGCUCCUCCAAGCUUCACCACCAUGCUGAACAACAAGCAGCUGGAGCCAGUGGCUGUACGAGUCAACAUGCAGCAGCAGCAAGUGGCCAGUGUCCGCAACAGGAGACUGGCUCUGCAGAUGGAGAACAGGACCUCUGUGCAGGCUGCCCUGCAGCCCAAGAGCCUGAAGCAGCGCCUGGAGAAGGGCGAUGUCCUGGCAAGGCUAGGUCGGCCCAUGGGGACCCUGAUGCGGGGGGCCACCAGAAGCCAAGGGUUUGCUGUAAGGGGACUGCGAGGAAUGCAUCGCGGAGGUUUCGGAGUGUGUGGAAACAACAGAAGGGGCUUUUUUAGAGGUGUGAAUCCGAUGCGUGCCCAGGGAGGGGUGACUAAGCUUAGGUUUCGUCAGGGCUUGAGGUUGCAAGGUGGCCAGCUGAACGAUGCUGGAGUGCUGGUUAGCUGCGGAGCCAGGAAUGAACUGGGCCUGAGAGGAAGAGGCAGAGGAGCGGGUCUGGGCCUGCGGGGCCGGGGAUGGUUCCGAGACAUGGGCAAACCUGAAAAAAUCCCCACCAAAGAGGAGCUGGACAACCAACUAGACAACUACAUGUCAAUGACCAAGAGCCACCUAGACGCAGAGCUGGAUUCCUACAUGGCCAUGGCAGGCUCCGACUACAUGGAGUAGAACCCUGCUGGAAGACGGGUAGGCAGCAUCAACAAAUGCACUGAGGCUGUCCAGGGGUGAUUCAUUAGUAGAACUACCCCUCACUGGAAACAGAUGAAUGUGACAACCAGGGUCUCUGGCGUACUCAGAUCUAUUGUUAGAAGCACUAUUUGUGAACAAAUAUGUGGUGGUACACACACAAGCCCAGAAGCCUGUGUUAUGUGGCUGAAUUGGAGCUUUCUAGAGUCAUACUUGAACUGUUAUGUUCUUUUCAUCAUUUAUUCAUUUAUAAGCUUAGCUCAGUGCUGAGCAGGGUGGGCUAAAACCUUGCCUAAGAAAGAAGUAUGAAGGUCUGCAGGACUUGUCUAAGAAAAUAAUUACUUGUUCAGUAAAAUCACAAGCCAACCAAUUCUCUUUGCUCAGGUACAUUGUGGGUUUGUCCAAGACAUUUCACACUAUAGAUGUCAUGUGUUUGCUACAAUGUUAUGUUACUUUCAAAACUGAGUUAAUUUUUAUUUAUUUUGUGUCAUUUAUUUGUGACAGACUGUAUUGUAUGUACCUCAGCUAGCCAGGUUUGGCUGCAUUGUGGAUUUAUAUAGAAAUGUUGAUUUUAGUUUUGCUGAGAGAAAUUGCCACCAUUUGUAGUAAGAGGACUAGUUAUCCAACCAGUUCCUGUCAGAGCAUGUUUUUUUGAGAAUGAAUGGCCCAACUGUUACAAAUAUUCUUAAGCGUUUUGAUAUGCUCAACAUUGUUUUAAUAAAAAUAUUUAAAGCUGUUGCUACCCAAUGAUAUAAACAUUAUCAUGACAUGUCUAGAAACAUGGCGGCAGUUCAUUAUUGACCUUCAGUAUAAAUGUAAUUGUCACUCACAGCAUAGAUAUGAGCCAGAAAGUUACCUACGAAUUUAAAUGCCUUGUCACCGCUAGGGCUGGGGAGAGCACUUCAAGCAUGUUACUCAGGUCAGGUGACAUGGGGAGGAACUUCGAGGAUUCAAGAUGGCUACAAUUCUGCCAAGACAAAACAUUUUCUAAUGGAAUAACUAACAUUUAAAGAUGCUUACAGUGACACUUGAGUAUUCCGUAGUGGGUUAGCUGCUGUAAAUAUACUUCUGGAACUCAACCGAUAACUAACCUUAGCUAAUAUGUAGCUAGCUAGAAGCCAAACGUUACAGAAGCUACGUUAUUUAGCCGUCUCAUUAGAAGUUACUGACAGUCUAGAGUUCGUGCCCCCCUUACCAGCACAAUGAGCGAUUCCCGAAUGUUCUCGAUCUUAACACUGUUCCUGGUAGUACCUGCGUCAAUUAGUGUCCAUGGUGCCAUUUCAGGAGAGGAGUACUCUACUACAGCGAUAAGCACAACAUCCCUUCAUUGCUGGCAAGAGGAUGAGUUUUCGAUUUUGACAGAGUGUGCAAGGUGCAACCCCUUUCAGAUGAAAUCAUGGGCACCUUGCGCCCGAACUGGAUUCAUAGAAAAGAUCAACUGUGCAAAAACCAACCAAGUUGAAUACAAGAGCUGCCGUUCCUCUUGGAUUGAUGAGCGCCUAUUCUGGAGGUUUGAGGGGAUCAUGAUGUGCCUGAUGGUAGUCUUGGUCCUGGUGGUUAUAGCUCGUCAGAGAACCCUGGACCACCUGGCUUCUGAAAAGGUCCGCAGGCAGAUCCUGUCCAUAUAGAGACUGGGUGCUGUUGUCCGGCGCUUGACCAAUCAAAUGUUUGAAGGACUUGAAUGGCAGAACUUGCACAUUGGUAUCUCUUUUGGGAUCACUAUUUCCAUUUUGAUCCCAUGUUUUGUUGUGGCCUUAUUUGUGAAAUGUCUAUGUGUAAGUAUGACCCAUACACUGCACAAUAGUUAUUGGUUUGAACUAAUCUUACAAUAUGUUCCAAGUCAUUACUGUAGUAUAGUUAAUAAUAUUGCAGCACAGCAUGUCUUUAUGUUGUUGUCAUAGUUGAUAUAUUUUCUGUGUCUGUGAUUAGAGUAUAGUCCUGCCUAACUAUUCCAUGUGUCCGUUUUGGGGAUUUGAACAUGUCAACUUGGUCUCACUUCCUGACAUUGUCUCACAUUGUCUGCAUUGUCACCAUAAUAACGGAGUUGGUCCAGCCAGAGAGACGAAUACUACAAAUAUCUAGGCCUAUGUGUUAUUUUUGAAUAUGUACCCUAUUUUCCUUUAAAGAUUGAUUUCUGAAAAAUGGGUAUUACCAGCUACAUUUAAUGCGCUACGAUAUAUUAUAUUUUUUGUUCUGUGAUCAAUGUAUUUACCAAUGAUUGGCCAAUCACGUUUGUGUGAAAUUCAGGUCUGUCUAAACUAUACAUAUCUAUUUAUUUAUGGUGUUGUUUGACAAGCGUUUCCUUUUGGUUACACACUAGCUUAAUAAAGAGCAGUGACACUAUCAAGA
This is a messenger RNA of Oncorhynchus kisutch (coho salmon), 3663 nucleotides long. Its product is annotated as chromatin target of PRMT1 protein. Bases 589 to 1296 code for a protein of 235 amino acids. The record is from RefSeq and is a predicted model, not a curated record. The transcript is spliced from 10 exons. Lineage: Eukaryota; Metazoa; Chordata; Actinopteri; Salmoniformes; Salmonidae.